Messenger RNA from Loxodonta africana (African savanna elephant), 4681 nucleotides. RefSeq names its product ATP binding cassette subfamily B member 8 (gene ABCB8). The coding region runs from base 118 to 2274 and encodes 718 amino acids. Gene Ontology annotation, biological process: transmembrane transport. The record is from RefSeq and is a predicted model, not a curated record. Lineage: Eukaryota; Metazoa; Chordata; Mammalia; Proboscidea; Elephantidae. Gene Ontology annotation, molecular function: ABC-type transporter activity; ATP hydrolysis activity; ATP binding. Gene Ontology annotation, cellular component: membrane. The transcript is spliced from 16 exons.
CUAAUCACAGCUGAGGCGCGCGGGGCCUGUCGGGAGGACGCCGGAGCCAACAUUGAGCCCUCGGUGGGGCGAGUGUGAAAGCGCUGUUGCUGGCUGCUCAUACGCUCCCGCCCCAUCAUGUUGGUGCACUUAUUUCGGGUUGGGAUUCGGGGUGGCCCUGCGCCAGGCAGGCCGCUGCUGCUCCGGCUGCAGACAUUCACGGCCGUCAGGCACUCCGAUGGCCACCACAGCUCCAACCUCCUCAGGUCCGUGGCCCGACUCCGGUCCCAGCUCCAGCCCCGCCUUCCCCGGGCUCCCCCAGCUCCCAGCCGAAGCCCUCUGUCUGCCUGGCACUGGGUUGGGGGCAUACUGCUAGGCCCUGUGGUGCUAAGGAAGUGCUCCCACCUCUGCCUUGUGGCCCGGUGUGAGGCAGAAGAGGCCCCUCCUGUCAGCUCCAGACCCUAUGUUGAGGAGUCCCACUUUAACUGGAAGCUCUUCUGGCAGUUUCUACGCCCCCACCUGCUGGUCCUGGGAGUAGCCAUUGUGCUGGCAUUGGGAGCAGCACUGGUGAAUGUGCAGAUCCCCCUGCUACUGGGCCAGUUGGUAGAGAUCGUGGCCAAGUACACAAGGGAACACGCGGGGAGCUUCAUGACAGAGUCCCGGAGCCUGGGCACCCGGCUGCUGCUUCUCUAUGGCAUCCAGGGGCUGCUGACCUUCGGGUACUUGGUGCUGCUGUCCCGCAUUGGCGAGCGCAUGGCCGUGGACAUGCGAAGGACCCUCUUCUGCUCCCUGCUCCGACAAGACAUUGCUUUCUUCGAUGCUAAAAAGACAGGGCAGCUGGUGAGCCGAUUGACAACUGACGUGCAGGAGUUUAAGUCAUCCUUCAAACUUGUCAUCUCCCAGGGGCUUCGGAGCUGUACCCAGGUGGCUGGCUGCCUGGUGUCCCUGUCCAUGCUGUCCACACGCCUCACGCUGCUGCUGAUGGUGGCCACACCCACCCUAAUGGGAGUCGGCACCCUGAUGGGCUCCGCUCUCCGAAAAUUGUCUCGCCAGUCUCAGGAGCAGAUUGCCAGGGCAACAGGUGUAGCAGAUGAGGCACUGGGCAAUGUUCGCACUGUGAGAGCCUUCGCCAUGGAGCAACGGGAAGAGGAACGCUAUGGAGCAGAGCUGGAAGCAUCCUGCUGUAAGGCAGAGGAGCUGGGCAGAGGCAUUGCCUUAUUCCAGGGGCUUUCUAACAUUGCAUUCAACUGCAUGGUCCUGGGCACCCUUUUCAUUGGGGGCUCCCUCGUGGCUGGACAGGAGUUGACAGGGGGAGACCUCAUGUCCUUCCUGGUGGCCUCCCAGACAGUACAGAGGUCCAUGGCCAACCUCUCUAUUCUGUUUGGUCAGGUGGUACGGGGGCUCAGCGCGGGGGCCCGUGUCUUCGAGUACAUGACUCUGAGCCCAUGCAUCCCCUUGACUGGGGGCUGCUGCAUCCCCAAGGAGGAUCUCCACGGGACCAUCACAUUUCAGAACGUUGGCUUCAGCUACCCCUGCCGCCCUGGCUUUGAGGUGCUCAAAGAUUUCACCCUGACACUGCCCCCUGGCAAGACUGUGGCCCUGGUGGGCCAGUCUGGGGGAGGAAAGACCACCGUGGCCUCCCUGCUAGAGCGCUUCUACGACCCCACAGCAGGGGUGGUGCUGCUGGAUGGGCGGGACCUUCGCACUCUGGAUCCGUCCUGGCUCCGGGGCCAGGUCAUCGGCUUCAUCAGCCAGGAGCCAGUGCUGUUCGGAACAACCAUCAUGGAGAACAUCCGCUUUGGGAAGCUGGAAGCCUCCGAUGAAGAGGUAUAUGCGGCUGCCCGGGAGGCCAAUGCCCACGACUUCAUCACCAGCUUCCCGGAUGGCUAUGGCACCGUUGUGGGCGAGCGGGGUGCUGCCCUGUCUGGUGGCCAGAAGCAGCGCCUGGCGAUUGCCCGAGCCCUUAUCAAGCAGCCCACGGUGCUGAUCAUGGAUGAGGCCACCAGCGCACUGGACACAGAGUCAGAGCAGGUUGUGCAGGAGGCCCUGGACCGGGCCAGCGCGGGUCGCACCGUGCUGAUUAUUGCCCACCGACUCAGCACCGUGCGUGGGGCCCACCGCAUCAUUGUCAUGGCCGACGGCCGGGUCUGGGAGGCUGGGACCCAUGAAGAGCUCCUGAAGAAGCGUGGGCUCUAUGCCGAGCUUAUCCGGAGACAGGCCCUGGAUUCUCCGCUGACAUCCACCCCACCCCUGGAGAAGCCAAAAGGUCCCAGGAACCGCCACCCAGAGGCCUGAGAAUGAGCAGCAGCAGCAGCGGCCGUGAUCUUGACAGCUGAGCAACAGUGCUGGGCUGGUGGGACCGGCCAGCCUAGAGCAAAGCCACACUGGAGACUGAGCAUCCAUUCACUCCACCUGCUCACAAUAAAACCUGGUGGGCGGCUGGGCUGGGGCGGUUGGGAUCGCUCCUAUCCACUCCCUUCCUGCUGCCAGGCUCCUUUCCCCCACCAGAGCCCUGAGCCAUCAUUGUUCUGCAGAGGAGUGGAGUCAGGGUCUCCUGAGUUUCCUGGGGUCCUGGUCCAGCCCCUCCCUGUUCUUUCUUGGCGCAAACCCUCUCAGCAGCACUGCUGAGCUUCCUCCCUCUCCCUGUCAGGCUAAAGACAUCAGGGCCCCACCUCCAGGGGGGUUUUAAAAGUCAGGACCUGGGAGUUAAACCUAGGGUGUUUCUGCACCACAAGUCCACCCUGGCUAGGACCUCAUUGUCCCACACUAGGGACUGACUCCCUGACACCCUCCAGCCGCUCAGCAUGUAACUUCCCUCUGCUCCAUUAGCACAGCCUUAUUUCUAGAGUUCACCCUCCGCCUACCCCCAGACCAGUGAGAACUGCUGCAGCCUCAGUCCCCCUGCCCCCCAAGCCCUAUUAGACACUCUCAGUCCACCCCUGCCCGAGGCACCUCACCUCUCCUGGUGAGGUUGUAGGCGAGCCUCCCCUCUACACUGAGAGAACCCAGCUCUGAAGCAAACAGGAGGACCAGAUGCACCCUGCAAACUCAGCCCUGUGGGGCAUAUGGUGCUCACAAGUGCAGACAAAUGGAGCGAUUCAUGCCCACACCCUCGGUGCUGGACACAAGUAGCAUCGAGAAAGAGCAGUCACUGCCAGGCUGCCUCCCCAGAAUGGUCAGGGAGGGCUCUGGAGUGGGCAGGGAGACAGCCCUAGUGUCAUAUGCCUCUGUCCUGAGCUGUGGGUGAGGCUGUGGCUGGGCUUCAGGCUGCUUCUGAGAGGACCCAAAGGGUACAGUGGAAGGCCCGACGUGGGGCAGCUUCAUGUGCCUGUGCACCAGCAGAGCACCAGCCUCCUCGUUUGCCCCAGCUGCCUUUCCUGCUUGGCUCUGGUCAUGUCACCUUCCACUGGGAAGCAUUGGCCAAUUCAGAGCCACUUUCCAUGCAUGGCACAGUGAUUAAGAACUCAGCUGUUAACCAAAAGGUUGGCAGUUCGAAUCCACCAGCCGCUCUUUGGAAACCCUACGGGGCAGUUCCACUCUGUCCUGUAGGGUCACUGUGAGUCGAAAUCGACUGGAUGGCAAUGGAUCGGGUUUCCAUGUGAAUGACCAUGCUAUGCCCUGGCUCCCAGGGUAGUGGGAGAGGGAUUGCCUGUGCCAGCCAAGGAUGUUAGGUUUUGUCCUGUGGCGAAAGAAGGGCACAGCCAUGUUUUGGGGAAGCUGGUCUGGCAGUGGUGUGCUGGACAGAGCAGGGACUGCUGGGGACUGGGAGGCCAGCCUGAAAGAGGUGGCAGUGGCAGCUCGGCUGUGAGUGCUACAGCUGGAGGGAGAGUCUCAGUUUCUGGGACUAGGUAUGGUUUAGAUGCUACUUUGGGACCAAACCACAGAGAAUCUUCCGGGGCCACACCCCCAAGUCUGUUAUCCUGCUUCUGGAUCGAUGAGAGGUUGCCCAGGGAGUAGAGCUUGGGACUGGCUUUGAUUGCAUUUCUACUAAACACCUCCUUGUUGGCCGCCAAGGCAGGGCCUCCAAGCUUCCUGGCCAAGUCAGCAGGCCCUGCCUGGUGGGAGGGGCCCUGGGGGGGUGUCUGCCUCUCCCCCCGCCCCCCCCCCCACCAGCUAGCUCCCACUGUGCAGGAUGCCUGGCACCAGAUCCCAGGUCUCUCCUUACAUCUUGGGGGAGGGGGGUGGGACAAACGCUAUUUCGCCACCCACCAGGGAAGUAGCAAAAUUCCAUGGGAAGUCUCGCACUGGAAGGGCAGCGCCAGCUCUCUGGGCUCUUGCUGUGUAACCUUAACCUCUCAAUCUUGGCUCCUCCUGGCUCUUCAGUAGAGAUAAUCCUGGCUGUACCUAAUCUUGAAAGUUUGUUUUAGGAAUGUAAAUAGGAUAAUCUACAUGAGAGCACUUUAAAAAAUCACGAUGCUACAGCCUUGGAAGGUGGUCAGGUCUGCAUGAUAAACCAUGCUAUUCACUCAUUCCUUUAAACAUAUUAAGCACCUGUUGUGUACCUUGGAACCUACAAGGGGGACUGAGGCACACCCUGGCCCCAUGCAGCACAAGCGCUUGUGACAGAGGGAUAAGGCUCUGUUAUGGAACCAUGCUGUUUCUUCCACUCAAGGUCAAAAGCCCAUCAAAAUGAGCCUGGCUGCCUCAAAUGUUUUUUGGAGGAGAUGGAGUAGAAAUAAAUUUCAGCAAAUAAAUAAAUGGA